AUGACUAGGAAAUGGCAGUGUACCAUAAAAACAAAUGGCCAUGCUUUGAAACUUGAAUUUUAUGUUCGAGUUAUAGGCGGUCUAAAAGUUCAGAUUGAAAUAGCAGGAAGAAAAAUAAAUACGAGUCUAUCGGGCUCACGGGAACUUGGAAUAUACUACUUCAAGGAUGGCGAGACUGUCCAGCUGAUUUGCAAGAAGAUUAAUGAUCAAUUUUACGAUUACGGAGAUAUAUAUUUACGCUACUACGAUUCCAAAGAUACAAUUCUACUUAAAACUGAUAGAAUUACUGACAACGAAUCAGCAUUCUUUCAAAGAACGAUGAAAGCUGAAGACAAUAAUAACGCAAUAGAUUGUACAUACGUCACGAAAAACACUAACUUGACGUUUCCAUACAAAGUAGUUUUCAAACUUAUAAACAAUUCAAUAGACGACGACUUCACAAUCACUAUAAAUGAUCUAAAGCUGAGACCAACAAACAGCAGCAAACAAACAAACUCGUCUGCUAAUGAAAACAUAAGAUACUACCACUUCACAUACUUUCGAAAUCAAAUAUUGAAAUUUUGUUUUGAGACAACAAAUGAACAAUACGGCUCAAUACGUUUUGUUGAUGAAAACAACGACUCACCUAAGUUGAGCUCAUUUAAAGAAAUAAAGACGACACGAAGGAAAAAAACUGUUAAAUUCCACACAAAAUCUUUGGAAGAGGAUAAUUAUAAGUUGCGUGUUAUGAAUGAAGGCGUUCCAAAGCCAGUUAUAAUCGCAGAAAUAUUGCUUAGUGAAAAACUCCUUAUAAUAGGCCUUACUCCGAAGGAUGUCAUGGACCAAUACAGGAAGAACAUAACAACUUGGACCAUCGAUUACUGGUACAGUAUGGGAGAGCCACUACAUCUUUCUUGUAUUUCUAGGCGCAAAAGAAAUCUCCAGUGGCUUUUUGGAACGUCAGUUGUACAUUAUACAUAUGAUAAAAUUAUAAAACACAAUUUCACGCUAAGUGAGGAAUCCAAUGAGACUUUGAUAAUAAUUUGCAAAGACGUAAACAUUACAACUAUAAUAAAUUUACAUCGAAAAUCUGCGUAUUCAGUGACCACGGAUUAUCGAGACGAGGAUUCUGAUAAUACGAUACUCAUCGUAUGUGCAAUAGUAGCUUCAAUAUUGGCUGUCACAACGCUGGGUUUCUUUUUCUACUGUUGCCGGUACAGGACACCUAAGAGUCCACAGACUACUACUGAAACCUUGAAAAAUGAAAAUCAAUAUUCCACACCAACAUAUUCAACUCCAAUGGCUAGAACUUCAGAACAAAAUUAUUCUCAAGGGUAUAUGGUACAGAAUUCCUUGUACGAGCCAAUGUUUGACAAUGCCACCGCAGAAUAUCAGCAUCUAGAUGUCAAGGACAUUUCGAAGGAAAAAUAUGCUACCGCUAGGCCUAUAUCUCCACAAGCUGAUAUUUUAUACGUCAACUCAUGGCCUACAAGCCAACAAAACGAAAGCAGUGAUAAAAGCAAUAGAACAACAGCAGAAGUUGAAUUUAAUCCACGUUACGCUAAUAUAGUUAAAGGCGAAGAGUAUUCACAAUCACCUAAUAAUUCAGGGGCUUAUGAUUACUCGUACUGUAUACGAUACGUCAAUAGUAAGAAUAGUGGAAAGUGA
This is a messenger RNA of Arctia plantaginis, 1647 nucleotides long. The record is from the annotation of a GenBank genome assembly. NCBI's taxonomy places the organism in Eukaryota, Metazoa, Arthropoda, Insecta, Lepidoptera, Erebidae.